Messenger RNA from Necator americanus (New World hookworm), 504 nucleotides. RefSeq lists its product as uncharacterized. The coding region runs from base 1 to 504 and encodes 167 amino acids. The record is from RefSeq and is a predicted model, not a curated record. NCBI's taxonomy places the organism in Eukaryota, Metazoa, Nematoda, Chromadorea, Rhabditida, Ancylostomatidae. The transcript has a single exon.
AUGAAUCAACGAACAACUGCUGCAGUUCGAACACCAGCCGGAUGUAAAACACCGUUUGAAGUGGUAACUGGCGUAAGACAAGGCGUAGUGGCAGGACCCUUCGUAUUCAAUUUUGCCAUCGACGACAUUAUGCGAAGAACAGUUGACCAGUGUCCUGCCGACAUUGUCUUAGCACCAUCAGGGUGCCCCUUGACUGAUCUCGACUACGCCGACGAUGUUGUUAUAUUCGCGGAAAGCAGUACGAAACUUCAAAAUUUUGUCAAUUUUGUAUCGAAGCUGGCUGCAGCCUAUGGACUACGUCUAAGCCCUGAUAAAUGCAAGCAGAUGUGGAUCUCUUCGAGACCUCGAACGGGAAUCAGGGUGGACGGACAACCGAUAGAACUCGUCGAUGAGUUCUGCUACCUGGGCUGUACGCUGAAAAACAACGGCAGCUAUGAGAGAGAUGUUCAGCACAGAUGCGCUAAGGACACUUCUGCAUUUAACUCCUUAACGAAAUGUCUGUGA